Molecule: messenger RNA, 1557 nt
Organism: Toxorhynchites rutilus septentrionalis
Lineage: Eukaryota; Metazoa; Arthropoda; Insecta; Diptera; Culicidae
Exons: 1
Coding region: 86-1489 (467 amino acids)
Source: RefSeq, a predicted model, not a curated record
UUGCAUCAAAACACGGAGUCGCCGCAGUUCUGUUUGUAUACAUUUUUUUUUGCUGCCACCAGCAGAUGUUUUCAUCGAUCUCGAAAUGGAUAAUUCAGAGUUGGUGUCGCUGCAAGCAGAAACCGAAAAUACAGAACCAUCAUCAUCAGGAGCUCCCGCGGGUGGUACUGUGCAGGCGUCCGAUCUGGAGCAAGUCAACGAACCGGAAAAUAUCCUGGAAAAGUUGAAGGGUGAUCGAAUUGGUGAUACAAUGUACAGCGAAAGAUUUGUGCUGACCACGAUCCUCAAGCUGCCCCAGCUGGAGAGCAAUUUAGCCGAGCAGGAGGAUUUUGAGAAGGAUCUGUGCAGUCUGUGGGAUAUGACCAUCGAGAAGGAUGUGGUUCUAUUCCUGCUGAAGCAUGACGUUAUCGAGCUGUUUGUUGGGCUGACAGAAGCUUCCAACGAUUUCCGGCUGGUGGAGAUUUUGCUGGGAAUUGUUGGGAACAUGUGCUGCGUUGAUGAAACGCACAAAGUUCUCUACGAGAACAAGUCUCUGUUCUUGAGUAUUUGCCAGUUUCUCGAUUCCAGCGACACAUUGGUUCUGGUUCAGUUGAUGCGAAUAAUCACAACUGUUUUGGAUAAAUCAGAUGACGAACAGUUCGGCUGGUUCAAGGUAUUUCGGGAGGUAGAUGACAUGACGGAAAAGUUGGCAUUCAUACUGAAAAGUACGACUAACAGGGAGCUGAUUGAACAUACGUUUGAGGCGGUCCAUUCGAUUGUGAAUCGAUUCACGGAAGCAGAAGUGGAUUAUACGCAUCUGGUUGAGUUCUAUAAAAUAUUUGGUAAGCUAUGCCUUAUCGAAGGUCUGAUGGAGGGAUUCAAACAAAUCUAUCCGGAGACGUUAGCCGACAAUCAGUUUGAGGAAGAAUAUCUGACGAAAAAAGAUCUGAAGAUAAUGCAGAAAUUUUUGGACAUUCAAGAGAAUUUCAUCAUAAAUGUGAAUGAGGUUUUUGAGAAUCAGAUUGAAAAUAUUGGUUAUUGCAUCUAUCGAAUAUUGAUACCACUGAGCAGCGUGAAUUCGCUCUUUCCGUUGUCCAAAGCGCACGUGAGAAUUUUUGUCUGCGUGAAUAGCAUAUACAGUGCAAUAAUUUAUCAUUUUCACGCGGGAACAUUCCUCACACUCAUCAAAAUCUUCGAGAUCCUUUCGAAAGAGCAAGAGGUGGCACCGAAGGCUCCGCCACCAAUGGAUGAGGAAAGUGAAGACAAUGAUCUUGAGUUCGACAUUCAAACGGCGCUGGGGGAAAUUCUCGAGACGCUUUAUUAUAUGGCUGAGCCAAUCGAUAGCAUUACUAUCGGCAACACGUUGAGAAGCAGUUCGUUCAAUGAAGCAAUCAUUCAGCGGCUUUGUAAGGCAUUCAGGGAAGUGAUGGUUGGAGAUUCGCUACUUGGGAGAACCUGUGAAUUGCUGAUGGCUAGCGCUCAAAGUGUUUGGGCUCAGCGACAUACGUGAAUGUUUUAUUACAUUAAAGUUGUUCGAAGGGAUUUUCUGCUUCAAAAAAUAUAAACCACUUUUUCGCA